Hemiscyllium ocellatum (epaulette shark) is the source of this 6524-nucleotide messenger RNA. RefSeq names its product glycerol-3-phosphate acyltransferase, mitochondrial (gene gpam). NCBI's taxonomy places the organism in Eukaryota, Metazoa, Chordata, Chondrichthyes, Orectolobiformes, Hemiscylliidae. Bases 296 to 2749 code for a protein of 817 amino acids. The record is from RefSeq and is a predicted model, not a curated record. Gene Ontology annotation, biological process: phospholipid biosynthetic process. The transcript has 24 exons. Gene Ontology annotation, cellular component: mitochondrial membrane; plasma membrane. Gene Ontology annotation, molecular function: glycerol-3-phosphate O-acyltransferase activity.
GGGAGGAGAAGGCGCAGGAGUCGGGGGUGGGCAGACAGGCUGCCUCCAUGCGGGUUCUGAGUGUCGGUGAGGGCCGGGCCGGCGGACGGUGUGUGUGUGUAAAUGAAGUGUCGGCCGGUGCGUGGACGGUGUUCGCUUCCGCAGUCGGGGCGGUGAGAGGUUGACGAUGUCGUUGAGUUUGACGGAAAUGUAAUACAAGAAAGAAAUCGAAAAUGCUGCAAGUGUGAAAUUUCCAGGACACUAGACAUCAAAGAGGAUUUGAAGGAAAAGUUUAAUACUUGAGUGUGUAAGAUAUAUGGUUGAGUCGGUGCUGAUUACUUCUGUGAUAGACCAAGCCUAUUUGCCAAACUCAAGAGCACAGGUUGGCAGCAGAAUGAGGAAUUCCAAUGAUGAACCAGUAGAGUACAGUCCUCGUGCUGUGUUUCGAUCUGCAGCUGCUACGGGAAAGAAGUUGCUUCUGACCAGGAAGCAAUCUUUCGUUGGACGGUGCUGCCAUGUGUGCUCUCCAAUAAGCAGGGAUAAACUUUUCAAUACCAGCAUCCCUUCUCAGGGACUACGGAAUGUAAUUUAUAUUAAUGAAACGCACACCAGAUAUCGAGGCUGGCUGGCACGGCGUCUCUGCUAUGUCUUGUUUAUUCAGGAACGAGAUGUGCAUCAUGAUAUGUUUUCAAGGAAUGUGAUUGAGAAUGUUUUGAACAACGACAGAGUGCAAAAAGCUAUUAUGGAGACGGUAGCUGAAAGAAUGCCUGUGGAAACUCUUGCCCAGCCAGACACCAAAGCUGUGAGUAAAGUAAAGAGAAAAGCUCGAGGAAUCCUUCAGCAGAUGGUGGCCAAUAUCUCACCUGUUGUGAUCAGAUUGACAGGUUGGGUGUUGCUAAAACUGUUCAAUGGCUUUUUUUGGAGCAUUCAGAUACACAAAGGGCAGCUGGAAAUGGUUAAAAAAGCUGCAGCAGAGAAUGUUCCAUUGGUGUUUCUGCCAGUUCACAAAUCGCACAUUGACUGUUUGCUGCUCACGUUCAUUCUAUUCUGUCAUAAUAUCAAAGCACCGCAUAUUGCUGCGGGGAAUAAUCUGAAUAUCCCCAUUUUUAGCACUCUCAUAAGAAAACUAGGUGGCUUCUUCAUCCGUCGAAAGUUGGAUAUUUGUGCAGAUGGACGAAAGGAUGUCCUGUAUAGAGCCGUUCUACGUGUGUACAUUGGGGAACUUCUCCGUCAGCGGCAAUUUAUGGAAAUAUUUGUGGAAGGCACACGGUCUCGGAGUGGUAAACCAUACAGGGCCAUGACAGGCCUUCUUUCUAUUGUGGUUGAUAGCCUUUAUGAAAAUACUGUUACCGAUGUUAUGAUUAUUCCAGUUGGAAUUUCAUAUGACCGGAUCAUCGAAGGCAAUUAUAACAGUGAACAGCUGGGAAAACCUAAAAAGAAAGAGAGUCUUUGGGGUGUUGCACAAGGAGUCUUCAGAAUGCUUCGUAAAAAUUUUGGCUGUGUCCGAGUAGACUUUGGACAGCCUUUUUCCAUUAAGGAGUAUAUUGAUGCUCAAAGGAACCGUCCAUUGCCUGUUGAACUCUCUCUUGAGGAAAUCCUCCUUCCAAAUAUUAUCUCUGAUAGACCAGCCCUUGAUUAUUCUGAUCCCGUUCAGGUUCCAAAUAUCAAUUUUUCAGAUGAACAGUACAAGCGUCAACUGAUUUCCAAUGUAGCUAGACAUGCAUUAUUCACUGCCAGUAGAUGUUCUGCUGUGAUGUCCACUCACAUUGUUGCAUGUUUGCUGCUUUACAGGCACAGAAAGGGUGUCCACUUAUCAAAGUUGGUGGAAGAUUUCUUCUGUAUGAAGGAGGUGGUGUUAGCUCGGGAUUUUGAUUUGGGAUUCUCUGGAAAUUCUGAAGACCUGGUUAUGCAUGCAUUACAUUUACUGGGAGAGUGUGUCAAUGUCAGAAGCUCCCGUCGCAAUAGUGAGUUUUUUAUUGCUCCAACCACAACAAUUCCAGCCUUGUUUGAGCUGAAUUUCUACAGCAAUGGUAUCUUCCAAGUUUUUCUCACCGAAGCAAUACUUGCCUGUUCUCUCUCUGCUAUUCUGAAGGAGAAGAUUAUAGAACCAGGCCAAAUGGAGUUAACAGUCAGCCAAGAAAGGCUUAUUCGCACAGCUGCUAGUCUGUCCCACCUCCUUUCCAAUGAAGUCACAGUGGCAUUGCCCUGCCAGACACACUACCAGGUUUUCCAUCAUACUGUCAGAAAGUUUAUUCAGUAUGGCAUCCUGAUGGUGGCAGAGGAGGAUCUGAGCCCCAGUCCAACAGAGGAAACAUGGGCUAAUAAAUAUCCAGAUGGUUUAUCAUGGAGAAGCGAUGAAGAAGAUGACAGUGAUUAUGGGGAAGAACGGAGAGAUCGUUAUCUAAAGGUGAGUCAAUCUCAGGAUCAUCAGGAGUUUAUCACCUUCCUACAGACACUGUUGGGCCCUUUGUUGGAGGCUUACUUUGCAGCUGCUGUUUUUAUUCAAAACCUUAGAACUCCAGUUGAAGAAGCUGAAUACAUCAGCAACUUUCACAAGUAUCUGUUAUCCAGAACAGAAAUGAAGGUUGCAGUAUUUGGUGAGAGUGCCACCUUCUGCCUUGCAAAAAGUGCAGUGAAGACUCUUAAAGAUCUCGGGGUUUUCAAAGUUCAGAAGAAUGGGUGCUCCACCUUGGAAUUGAGCAACACCUUUCUACCUCUCAUCAAUCAACAGAAACUGCUGGAAUACAUCCUUAAAUUUACUAAAGAAUAGAAAGUGCUGGGCAAAGUGGUGCAAAUGAUGCUGACUGGCCUGCUGGCAUAUUCCCAGCAGUUUCUAAUUUUCGUUCAAGUGUAUAGUUUGUUUAUACCCAAGCGACCUUUUCUUUUAACUUGUUUUAGCUUUUAAAAUCAGUUUCACGUUACAGUAUCAGGGUAAGAAAAGGCUGGAAGAUUUAUUUCUAGAAGUAGGAUAUUGAUGUACAGACAGCUUAGAACUAUUGGGUUGUAUAAGUUGAACUUUUAUGUUGGUGAGAACAAAAUUCUCACAUUCUGAAAAUAAAUUGAAACAUAUUUUAAAGGUAAUGAGGUGAAUGUGCAGCAGAUUUUAACUUACUGAGAAGCAAUAGCUGGAAACAGUUGCACUGAUCAGUUAAGCUCAGGACUGUGACAUAACCUAGAUUACUAGAAGCCUUAAUUAUUUGGUGCUUCCAAAAUUAAGAAAGAUCUUAGACCAUUAUUAAAGCCAUAUAGGAAAUAAAUGUGUCAUGGAUAAAAACACAAUAUUACAGCAGUUCACUGUCAUUUUAUGGUAUUUACUUUGUUGUCUGCCAUUUGAUAUAUUCUGUUUCUUGAAAUCAAAAUUGAUGCAAAAUUCAAGAUAAUUGAGAUGUUUUGGCAAAGACCAACUGUGUGGAGAAGACCAUCUCACCAUUUCAAAUUGUUUUCAACAUGGCAAUUGUCACAUUCAGAAAACUAAUGGAAUGUUUAAGUCUAAAUAUCAGUAAAGCCAUGAAUUAAAAUAAUUCACCUUUCAUCAACCAGGUUUCUACCUUAUCCUCCUGAAAGCUACAAUGGAUGAAUUGGUUGGAAUACAUGAAUUCCAUUAACCUUCCAGUAGCCUCCUGAAAGUGACAUCUCUUCAUAAUUGGGCCUAGCCUUUGCUGUUUGUGUGUUAACAUACAGGUUUUUUGCAACCGUGACCAAUCCUGUCCUUGCUUGACAACAGCAACAACAUUCACCCAAGCAGAGAGGUUUCACACUGGGGCAAGGAAUCAGGAUUGAGAUCAAGAGCAGAAAUCCCAGCCAAUUUAUCUCCCAAUCAUAGCCACAAAACACUGAAGCUGAGAACAGCUGACUCAGCAUAUUCUAGAAAGUUAAACCUGUAACUGGAUCUUUGUAGUCUGGAACUAUUGUUAUGGCACAUUGCAUAUUUAUUGGACCACAUGGGAUUUCCAUUGAAUGCAUGUUAGAGGUAGUUGAAUGUUUGUCCUUUUUAUGUAUCACUAAGAUUCCAAUUUUGACUAACUACAUUAAACAAAUAUUGCUAAGUUUUCAGUAAUAUCAUGAAGUGAUGGAAAGUAAGUAAAAGUAUAAAACAAAAAAAGGUAUAACUCAAUGUUGGGGCUUAGUUGUAUGUAAGUGAUCUUGUCAGUGUAUAUACCAGUAUAUAUCUUGACCUUGAAACCGUGAAGGAUUUAUUCUUCCAUUCAUGUAUCACACAAUGUCACUUUUUACCCUAUAAGGUCAAUCUCUGACAGACUGCUGCAGUUACUCACUUGUUUAGUUCCAACUUGGUAAUGGAAAAGGUUAAUUGAGGAGGUUAACUGCUUUCUUUAGUUUACAAACUGAUGACUGAGUGGCAUUGUUUAAAAUGUUGCAAAACUUUAUUUUAAUUUAGUCCAAGGAUGUUGCCAGUUUAGCAGUGGAUGAAAAUUUGAAUGUUAAGAUCAAACAUAAAGAUUGAGGUUGCAGUGUUCUUGGACAAAGAGGACUUGGAUUCAACCUAUCUUGCUACAAGUGCUGGCAACUGCAGUAUUCAUUCAGUUCUGUCUAAGCUAUUGCAUGGAAUUGCGUUUUGACUAUCAACUAAUGUCUGCCAAGGAGAAUGAACCUUUUUGGUUAUUCUAUUUAUUGUUAUAUAAGCACAGUUAUUUUUACCCAUUCGAGAUAGGUAUUUAAUAUGCCAUUAAAAUACUUCAGAUCAGUGCGAUAUUUUGAAGAUUAUUGACCACUAAAGCUCAGAUGUACAAAAAGAAGCUGCUUGUUAGGAAUCUCAACAUUUGGGAAUGUGACCCAAACACUAGUUAUUGCUCAGGACAUAAUCAUUACUGCAGAAGCAAAAAAAGGCAGUGACUUUAUUUGUGUACAGUUUGGGCUGUUUUGUCUCUCCAUAGCUUUCUUGAUAGAGAGGGAAAAAGUGGAGAACGAGAAAAUGUGCAAGUGCUGAAACCACUUAACUGUUGUGACCUUGAUGUUUGAAAUGCAAAUUCAAGGAAACAAUCCUUAAAAACCACAUAUCUUGUUUGAGGGAAACUGUUUCAUCACCUCUGUAAAAUAAAAGUUUAUAAAAUAGUUUUGUGCUGCUUUCUUCAAUGUUCUGACCUAGCAGAUACUUGUCAGUAGCUUGUAAACUCAAUAUGUACCCUAAGUUUCUUGCACCAUUGUUUUUGAUAAAUCUGUCCAAAAACAUAUGUCAACAACUGUUCUCUUCAGGAUCAAUGCACAAGAGAAAAGCUAAUUUAUUUAAUUUUGCAUUAAUGCCUGCUUCUGUUUUUCCUGGACUUCCAUGUGAAACAAAAUAAAAUGGGGAAAGUGAACACAAACCUUGGCCUAUUACGGGCUAAAGCACAAAUAGGAGUUUUACUCUGUGCUGACCCUACAAAGUCAACUAACUUUUAGCCAAAUUUAGAGGUUUUAGUUAUGAGGAAUGGUUUGGAGAGUUAAAGAAUUUGUUAAGCUAGUACAGAGGAGGUUGAACUGUUUCUAACAGAAGUUUUCAAAAUGGUGAUGAGAUUAAAAUUCUGUGGUGGUGGUUGUGGAGGUUUUUGGUUCUCUAACCUUUUGCAACUCUGGAAAUCCUGUAGAAGCAACUUUUAUUCCAGAAAUGGUCAUUUCUACAAGGUUCAUGAUAACCUUGCACUUUGAUAUCAGAACUCUUCCAAAAUUAAACUCUGCUAACCAUUGGUUAGCCAAUUAGUAACAAUGGAGCAGCAAGCUGAGGAGAGUCAGACGAAUAAGAACAUAAAAAAUAAAAGGGAAGUUAGAUUUUUGUUUGCAGAAAGAUUUACUGGAAUAUUUUUAAUUUCCCAAAUCAAUAAAACAUAGACUAUAACAGUGGAAGUAGAAAUGGACAAAUAGUUGAAAAAGAGCAAUAUAUGACAGUAGAGGUUUACGGAGUACAAUGGGAUAGUUCCAGUUGAAGAACUGGCAUUGAUGAGAUGGAUCAAAUGGUCUUUAAUCUGACCUAUACUUUCUGAUUCUGUUAGAAUAAAUGUGAUAAAUUGCUGGCCAAUGAUUGAUGCUAAUCUUAAACAAUUUUCUUUUGUGUUAUAAUUUUUUCCCCUGUAUACUGUGAUAACAUUCAAGGUCAUUGGCCAUUUUUCUACAAUUAUGCUCAAGUAUUGUAUCUUAAUACAAUGUAUACUCAAGCUCAAGAAGAAAGAUGGUCAAAAUGCAAAUUUUCCACAAGGACAAAAGGCGCUAAGUAAUUUAUUAGCUUGUCUCUAGUAAUUGAUGAGCACCUCACACCUGUUUGAAUAUCUGUGUCUCCAGAUGUCAGUGUUAUUGUCUGGCAGGUCAUCCUUUUUGGUUAGGACACAAGGAAGGAAGGAAGGAUUAAAGCAAAGGUUAGUAAUAGAAGCAGGUUUUACUGGCAUAGAAAUUUAACUUGCAGUAAGUUUGGUUUGAUUUAUUUUGUUUUAAGUAAAGGCACCUGAUUUGUAUGGGCAAGUGUGGCAUGUUUAUUAUUCUAUAUUGUGCAAAGAUAAGUUGUACUGAUUGAAAUAAGUGAGCCAAUCAUAACUACUGUUGUUCAUUGACUGUGAAAU